CUCUUUUUCUCCAAUUUUAUUUUACAACAGGUACGCAUCGAAAGCACUGGCGAUUUAGCUGAUGGAUUCGAGGGGACGGAGUCGGAGUAUGCGCAGCGAGCGUGAUGGAUACGUCUGCACAGAAUGGAUCCGGCGCACAGGCAGCAGCCAAUUCGGAGGAUUUCCUGGUUCUGGCAUUUGGGCUAAUUCGAAAUUCCGCACGGCUGGUGCUGCAUGUUCCUUGUAUAGGUUGGAAACAAACGUAGUCAAACAUGGGUAGAGUUAUCAGAGCUCAACGUAAGGGUGCCGGCUCCGUUUUCAAGUCGCACACCCACCGUCGCCAGGGUGCCGCCAAGCUCCGCGCCGCUGACUACGCCGAGCGCGAGGGUUACAUUCGCGGUCUGGUUAAGGAGAUCAUCCACGAUCCUGGACGUGGCGCUCCCCUGGCUAAGAUUCAGUUCCGCGACCCGUACCGCUUCAAGACUCGCACUGAGCUGUUCAUCGCCACUGAGGGUAUGUACACUGGCCAGUUCGUGUUCUGCGGCAAGAAGGCGCAGCUCGUUGUCGGCAACACCCUCCCGAUCGGUGAGAUGCCCGAGGGUACCAUCAUUUCCAACAUCGAGGAGAAGCCCGGAGACCGCGGCACUCUUGCUCGCACCUCGGGUAACUACGCCACCAUCAUUGGCCACAACCACGACGAGGGCGUCACCCGCGUCAAGCUGCCCUCGGGCAACAAGAAGGUCCUGAAGUCUGGCUGCCGCGCUACCAUUGGCAUCGUCGCCGGUGGCGGUCGUAUUGACAAGCCCAUCCUCAAGGCUGGCCGUGCCUUCUUCAAGUUCCGUGCCAAGCGUCACUCGUGGCCUCGCACUCGUGGUGUUGCUAUGAACCCCGUCGAUGGUCCCCAUGGUGGUGGUAACCACCAGCACAUUGGUCACGCCUCGACCAUUGCCCGCUCGGCCGUCCCUGGUCAGAAGGUUGGUCUCAUUGCUGCCCGCCGUACCGGUCUGCUCCGUGGUACCAAGAAGCUCAAGGAUUAAGCGUAAUCUUGCUUUUUGUGCCGCACUUACCCCCUGUGAAUCACAAGCUGUUUUCUGUCAUUGGAGAAAUAUAUACUGGUUCACGUCAAAUGUCUCUUUUCGGUAAUGUGCGCUACUUAUCGAAGGGGCUGCGUCCUGCUGUGUGAUCCAGUCAGGCCAGCGCGUGUAUGAUACGAACAAAUUUGCCCAUUUGGGGUAGGCUACAUAUUGAUUUCGACUGCGAUGUCUGUACGCACGGUAGCACUGCUUUCAGCUUCAGAGUAAACUAUCUAUUGUGUUCAUUGCUGCAAUUGGU
This is a messenger RNA of Linderina pennispora, 1311 nucleotides long. RefSeq names its product 60S ribosomal protein L2. Gene Ontology annotation, cellular component: ribosome; cytosolic large ribosomal subunit. Gene Ontology annotation, molecular function: RNA binding; structural constituent of ribosome. Gene Ontology annotation, biological process: cytoplasmic translation. The record is from RefSeq and is a predicted model, not a curated record. Bases 252 to 1016 code for a protein of 254 amino acids. The transcript has a single exon. NCBI's taxonomy places the organism in Eukaryota, Fungi, Kickxellomycota, Kickxellomycetes, Kickxellales, Kickxellaceae.